CGACGAUAAAGCGACUAGCCGUGUAUGUAAUUUCCAUCGAAAGAGAAGGUCAAAGGCCGGCCGUCAAGGUCUCAAACAAUUGCAGCCCGUCCACCUCCAAGAGAGAGGGAGGAAAAACAGAGAAUCAAAUGAAGAGAGAGAAACUAUCGAAGUUCCACGAAUCACUUCUCAAACAAUUGUAUCCACCUUCUCUUCCUCAGGUUGUGUCAGAACCAGUGGGACCUCAUGUUCAGGCUUUGAGGGAGAGUUCACCUGCGGGUACUGCCGAUUCAGACGAGUCAGAAUCCUUGAGUGAGAAUUAUGAAAGUGGCCCUCAAAAGCUCACAAGAGCACAAAGGAAGAGGUUAAAGAAACGAAAGCUUAAGGAAGCAGCUUCAAGUUUGAGGAGGAGGUUCAUUGGACCUACAUUACCUUCAAAUUGUGAACAUACUCGAUCGGAUCCUUCAUUUGAUCCAGCAGAGGCUGUCAAUCAAACUUUUCAGCAGAUUGAUCAAAGCAUGAAUAAGACUGGCACAGAACCGCAAGCAUGCCCUGCACGAAAUAGAAUCAAGCUGAGACGCAUUGCUAAAAGACAUCGCCAGAGAAUAGUGGAACCAUCUUACAAAGAGCAGCCUGUGUAGACUUCAAUCGUUUAUGGCUGGUGAAGAAUAGAGCUUGUGGUUGAUGAACCCGGUGCCGUAUUGGUAGAUUGUAAAAGCCUGGUUCUUACAUUUUCCUAUGCUGUUUGGUUAACAGAGAGCAGCCUGUCUAGACUUCAAUCGUUUAUGGCUGGUGAAGAAUAGAGCUUGUGGUUGAUGAACCCGAUACCUUAUUUGAGUUUGUAAAAGCUUAGAUUUUGAAAUUCACCAAAUAGAUGGUCUAGAUUCCUUA
Messenger RNA from Amborella trichopoda, 870 nucleotides. RefSeq lists its product as uncharacterized. Lineage: Eukaryota; Viridiplantae; Streptophyta; Magnoliopsida; Amborellales; Amborellaceae. The record is from RefSeq and is a predicted model, not a curated record.